GCGCGCAUGUGCGCUGAGACUACGCGGACCUCGCCGGGAUUCUCCGGAACUCAUUUUGUAUUUUAGACGUAGUAACCGGCGGGAUUAGAGAACAGUUCUACUUCCGGUGCCGCCGGAAGCAAUUUUGCGAUGGCAACUUCUGCGGACGAGCCUGGGAAAGCAGCUCGAAAAAGUGACUCUCAAAAGGCGAAGCAGAAGCGCGAGAACCAAGAUGAGGCGGAACUCCUCACUGUCCCUGAUGGUUGGAAGGAACCGGCUUUCUCCAAAGAGGACAAUCCCAGAGGGCUCUUGGAGGAAAGCAGCUUUGCGACCUUGUUCCCGAAAUACAGAGAGGCUUACCUGAAGGAGUGCUGGCCUCUGGUGCAGAAAGCCUUGAACGAGCAUCAUGUUAAAGCAACGCUGGACUUGAUCGAGGGUAGCAUGACUGUGUGUACGACCAAGAAGACUUUUGACCCGUACAUCAUUGUCAGGGCCAGAGACCUAAUAAAGCUCUUGGCGAGAAGUGUUUCCUUUGAACAGGCAGUACGGAUACUUCAGGAUGAUGUUGCCUGUGACAUCAUUAAAAUCGGUUCUCUGGUGAGAAAUAAAGAGAGAUUUGUGAAAAGAAGACAGCGCCUUAUCGGUCCCAAAGGAUCUACACUGAAGGCGUUGGAACUCCUAACAAACUGUUACGUCAUGGUGCAGGGGAAUACUGUUUCAGCCAUCGGGCCUUUCAGUGGCCUGAAGGAGGUUCGAAAAGUCGUCCUUGAUACCAUGAAGAACAUCCAUCCAAUUUAUAAUAUUAAAACCUUGAUGAUUAAACGGGAGUUGGCCAAAGAUUCUGAGUUACGAACCCAGAGUUGGGAAAGAUUUUUGCCACAGUUCAAGCACAAAAAUGUGAACAAACGCAGGGAACCGAAGAAGAAGAGUGUUAAGAAGGAAUACACGCCAUUCCCUCCUCCGCAGCCGGAGAGUCAGAUUGAUAAAGAGUUGGCUAGCGGCGAGUACUUUCUGAAGGCGAAACAGAAGAAGCGGCAGAAGAUGGAAGCAAUCAAGGCCAAGCAAGCAGAAGCUCUUACAAAGAGGCAGGAGGAAAGAAACAAGGCGUUCAUUCCACCUAAAGAAAAGCCGGCUGUGAAGCCAAAGGAAGCUCCUGCUGAAACUAAGAUUGAUGUGGCGGCUAUUAAGGAAAAGGUUAAGAAAGCAAAGGGCAAGAAACUGGGAGCUCUUACAGCAGAGGAAGUUAAGCUUAAGAUGGAGGCCGACGAAAAGAAACAGAAGAGAAAAAAGUAACACUGGAAAAAAGCCUGGAACUGAAUGAACUUUGAAAGGCGUUUCCUUUUGUAAAGGAUUUUGAGACGGCUUUCUCUGCCUUACCUGGCCGUGGUCAUGCUCAGGAAGUCAUAACCAGAGUGGUGUCUGUUCAUGGAUAGUCUUUGUAAAUACGUUCAUAUGUAUUCUGAAGUUUCUGCGAGAUGAUAACUACCCAUGUACUUUGUGCCCAAUCAGUCCAGACAUCAUUUUAGGAAUACCUCUUAUAUAGAUUUUUGGAACAAAAUUAUUGAUCAAAUCCAAUGUCUUUUGCUAUUGGUUAGUCUUUAUAAACAUACCCAAAGCGUUUGGUUUUGAGGAAAAUAAUUGCAAGAUUUCCACUGCUACUGGCAACUAUUUUGGCUUUCUGUAAUUUUAUCAAGGAUAAAACAACCCACAAACCGCCAAGACUCUAAAUCAAAUCUCUCACUUUUAACUCUGAGCCAGAAAAAUGUCUAUGGGUGUCUAAUCUGCAUGUGCCCACAGAGGCCGGGCCCUCCACAAGAGCAGCAGGUGUUUUUACCUCUGAGCCAAUAGGGCCAUGGGACUUAGAGUUACCAAAGAUGUAUUCUGCAAAUCUGAACCCCAGGGAAUUUGUUUCUUGCUGAAAGCCUACCUACCUGUGGCAACCUAGACAGUCCUUAUUCAUAAAGAAGAGUUUAACCUCUUUUUACAUUUAGGAAACUAAGUGGUUCUUCUAAGGCUUUAUUGAAACAUUUUUCUCAAAUGUUUUACAAUAGCCACUUAUAAGUUGCCUGCCAACGAUGACAUUAGUAGUCCAAAAGAACUAAAUUAGGGUAUUUGUGCUUUACCAAAAUGGUAAUUAUAACAGACAGUAAGAGAAGGACUGCCUUAACAAUGAGGAAGAGAGAUGUGUAUCUGUUCCGUAGAUAUAUGGGCCUUCCUGGGUAGUCGCCAGAGUAGUAACCUGUGAAACAGAGUGUGCUUUAGUUUCUCAUGUGCUGACCCAGUCCACAGUGCCCAGUCAAACAGUUUAAAGUUUGCAUACUUACGUGAGACACCGUCUCUUCGUGGGUUAACUGUAAAAGCAGAAUUAAAAGGUUAGGUUUUGAUUUACAUCUUUAUAACCAUGAACUUGAUAUGGCUUUAAUUACAGUGAUGGUGGUGGUUUGAAAGAGGGUGGCAUGCAUAUAAGGUGUGGCUUUGUUGGAGGAAGUGUGUCUCUGUGGGGGUGAUAUGGGAAGUCCUUCUAUUAUGUGUUGCUUUUAUUGGUUAAUAAGGAAGCCGCUUUGGCCGGUGAUAGGGCAGAGUAGGCUAGGAGGAAAAACUAAACUGAACACUUGGGGAAAGCAGGUGGAGUCAGUGAGAUGCCAUGUAGCUGCUGCAAAAGGAGAGACACCCGAGAGCCUCGUGAGUUAAGAUGUAAGGGCUAGCUAGGAAUACGCUAGAGACAUUGGCCAAGCACUGUUGCAAAUAAUACAAUUUCUGUGCGGUUAUUUUGGGUCUCGGCCAACAGUGGGAGUGGGUUUUGAGGUUUCCUAUGCUGAAGCUACUCCCGGUGUCAUAGACCAUUUCCUGUUGCCUUCUGGUCAAGAUGGAGCUUAGCACCAUGUCUGCUUAUAUGCCACCAUGCUCCACACCAAUGGACUGAACCUCCGAAACUGUAAGUGAGCCACCCCAAUUAAAUGUUUCUUAUAGAG
This is a messenger RNA of Microtus ochrogaster (prairie vole), 2951 nucleotides long. RefSeq names its product KRR1 small subunit processome component (gene Krr1). The record is from RefSeq and is a predicted model, not a curated record. Gene Ontology annotation, molecular function: RNA binding. NCBI's taxonomy places the organism in Eukaryota, Metazoa, Chordata, Mammalia, Rodentia, Cricetidae. Gene Ontology annotation, cellular component: nucleolus; small-subunit processome.